Aspergillus pseudonomiae is the source of this 983-nucleotide messenger RNA. RefSeq lists its product as uncharacterized. The transcript has a single exon. Lineage: Eukaryota; Fungi; Ascomycota; Eurotiomycetes; Eurotiales; Aspergillaceae. The record is from RefSeq and is a predicted model, not a curated record. Bases 604 to 888 code for a protein of 94 amino acids.
ACGGUGGAUCGGCAGAGUCUGGUAUCCAGGGAGACUUAGUCCGCUGAAGCAAACCACUCGGUUGAAUUGCUGCAGACAGGAAGUGGCUUCAAGCCGAAAGUCUAUUUAAUUAAGACCGUCCAAUCAUCGUCGCCACACAGAUGAUCACGAGGGGCACACCAAAGUGAGAGAUUUGUUUGAAGAAUUAGUUGAUAGUCACUCGUCGGGGUUGACUAAUUAACUCUGAGAGAUUUUGAUGAGACGUCGUCUGGAUUCCCUCUUACUACAUACUUUUCCCAUUGUGACCCUCUUGGGAUGAUUAGUCCUUUCAGUCCUAUCACACGGCCCCAAGUUUUCCUCUAUGUUGCUCCUCAUUUAGGAUGAUGGAGUACGAGACUAACUGGAUGGGUACUCAUAUUCCUUCAACCGCUUCUAUGACCCCAAGACGAACCGUUCCUGAAAAUAGCCCACAAGUCAACUUGGAUCGUCUGGCUACAAGUCCCCACACUGGCGUUAGAGCGUACGAGUGAAACAUUUGGACGACAUCUCGCUCUCCACCCGCCUUGUUUUGUAGCUUUAGGGAAAGGAAGAAGAGCCGUUAGUGGAGGAGCAUGGCCAAUAGGCAUGGCUGAUGCUUGCUGUUCCAGGAUUCUGACAUGGACGAUGCUGUCGGUCUGGGGACUUAGUCCUGACGGACCAGUCCCCAUGGAGUUAAGUCACGUACUAAGUUCAAGACUUGCUUGGACGAUGGCCAGGGGGCUGAAUCCUUCGAAGGCCGUCUGCGGCCACAUGCAGGUGGAAACCACCAAUCCAUGUGGCACUAUCUGGAACCUCAGCACUGAGCGAGUCCGAAGCACUUGUGCUAAAAGAAUGUUUAAAAACAAUGGCAACUCCAAGACCAUGAAUUGAUAAGAAAAAGAUACGAUGAAAGUAGUUACGAUUCUUGGUGCCUAUGACAAAUUCCGUGUCAUAUAGCCGGCACCGAGUCUUAGCGUCGGUAUAAG